CGCGCGGGCUCCAAUCGGCGCCCCGCGCCCCCCGCCCGCCGCGCCCGAGGCUCUGGGGCCGCAGCUGCUCGGCUCUGGACUCGCCGCGGCCCUGCGCCUCCGCCUGCCCGGCCGCGCCCCCGGGGGCCAUGGUCGCGGGGCCCUGCGCGGGGGCGGCCCCCAGCGCGGCGCUUCAUGGAGCGGCCCUGGCCUGGCCGCCGGGGGCAGCGCGAUCCCGCGGGGCCCUGUGAGCCCCCAGCGCCACGGCACCAUGUUGCUGGUUGAGAAGACAACUGACUCCCCGGCGGCUGAGUUCUCGCUGGUGGAGGACGUGGCGCUACACUUUGCCUGCUUGAUGGGCCGCCUGAACGAGCAGCGCCUCUUCCAGCCUGACCUCUGCGACGUGGACUUGGUGCUGGUGCCCCAGCGCAGCGUCUUUCCGGCACACAAGGGUGUGCUAGCCGCCUACAGCCAGUUCUUCCACUCACUCUUCACCCAGAACAAGCAGCUGCAGCGUGUGGAGCUGUCCCUGGAGGCGCUGGCACCUGGUGGCCUGCAGCAGAUCCUCAACUUCAUCUAUACGUCCAAGCUGCUGGUCAACGCGGCCAACGUCCACGAGGUGCUCAGUGCCGCCUCGUUGCUGCAGAUGGCUGACAUCGCUGCAUCCUGCCAAGAGCUGCUGGAUGCCCGCUCUCUAGGCCCACCAGGUCCGGGCACUGUGGCCCUGGCCCAGCCGGCUGCCAGCUGCACUCCAGCUGCGCCGCCCUACUACUGUGACAUCAAGCAGGAGGCUGACACCCCAGGCCUGCCCAAGAUCUACGCCCGCGAGGGCCCUGACCCUUACUCGGUGCGUGUUGAGGACGGGGCAGGGACUGCUGGUGGCACAGUGCCUGCCACCAUUGGGCCAGCCCAGCCCUUCUUUAAGGAGGAGAAGGAGGGUGGUGUCGAGGAGGCCGGUGGGCCCCCGGCCAGCUUGUGCAAGCUGGAGGGUGGAGAAGAGUUGGAGGAAGAGCUUGGGGGUUCUGGCACCUACAGCCGCAGGGAGCAGUCCCAGAUCAUUGUGGAGGUGAACCUCAACAACCAGACACUGCACGUGUCCACGGGGCCAGAGGGGAAGCCAGGUGCCGGGCCAAGCCCGGCCACCAUGGUUCUGGGCCGGGAGGACGGGCUGCAGAGACACUCGGACGAGGAGGAGGAGGACGAGGAGGAGGAGGAGGAGGAAGAGGAGGAAGAGGAAGGUGGUGGCAGUGGACAGGAGGAGGAGGAGGAGGAGGAGGAAGAGGGUGGCAGUCAGGGAGAAGAGGAAGAGGAGGAGGAGGACGGGCACAGUGAGCAGGAAGAGGAAGAGGAGGAGGAAGAGGAGGAAGGGCCUAGUGAGCAGGAUCAAGAGAGCUCUGAGGAGGAGGAGGGGGAGGAAGGGGAGGCUGGGGGCAAGCAGGGGCCACGGGGAAGCCGAGGCAGCCGGGCAGACCCCCCUCCCCACAGUCACAUGGCCACACGGUCCCGGGAGAAUGCCCGGCGCCGGGGUACCCCUGAACCUGAAGAAGCUGGGCAGCGGGGUGGGAAGAGGCCAAAGCCACCCCCUGGAGUGGCCUCUGCAUCAGCCCGAGGGCCGCCAGCCACUGAUGGGCUGGGGGCCAAGGUGAAGCUGGAGGAGAAGCAGCACCAUCCAUGCCAGAAGUGCCCACGAGUUUUCAACAAUCGCUGGUACCUGGAGAAACACAUGAAUGUGACCCACAGCCGCAUGCAGAUCUGCGACCAGUGCGGCAAGCGCUUCCUGCUGGAGAGCGAGCUGCUGCUGCACAGGCAGACAGACUGCGAGCGCAACAUCCAGUGUGUGACAUGCGGCAAAGCUUUCAAGAAGCUUUGGUCCCUCCAUGAGCAUAACAAGAUUGUGCACGGCUACGCAGAGAAGAAGUUCUCAUGCGAGAUCUGUGAGAAGAAGUUCUACACCAUGGCCCAUGUGCGUAAGCACAUGGUUGCCCACACCAAGGACAUGCCCUUCACCUGCGAGACCUGCGGAAAGUCCUUCAAGCGCAGCAUGUCCCUCAAGGUGCACUCACUGCAGCACUCAGGGGAGAAGCCGUUCAGAUGUGAGAACUGCAAUGAGCGCUUCCAGUACAAGUACCAGCUGCGGUCACACAUGAGCAUCCACAUUGGCCACAAGCAGUUCAUGUGCCAAUGGUGCGGCAAGGACUUCAACAUGAAGCAGUACUUCGAUGAGCACAUGAAGACCCACACAGGAGAGAAGCCGUACAUCUGCGAGAUCUGUGGCAAGAGCUUCACCAGCCGACCUAACAUGAAGCGGCACCGGCGCACGCACACGGGCGAGAAGCCCUACCCAUGCGACGUGUGUGGCCAGCGCUUCCGCUUCUCCAACAUGCUCAAGGCCCACAAGGAGAAGUGCUUCCGCGUCAGCCACCCCCUGGCCGGCGACGGCGCCCCCGCUGCCCCAGGCCUGCCACCAACCCAGCCCCAGGCGCACGCACUGCCCCUGCUCCCGGGGCUGCCCCAGACCCUGCCGCCCCCGCCCCACCUGCCGCCCCCGCCUCCGCUCUUCCCCACCACUGCCAGCCCCGGCGGGAGGAUGAACGCCAACAACUAGCUGCCGAGUUGCACCCGUGCACCCGCUGGGGCCUGGAGUCAGGGCCCACUCCAGGAGGGACCCACUGCCUUCCCGGGGAGCACAGCAGUGCGGGCCUGGGCCCUGCUCCACCUCCAGAAGUGGCUGGAUGUACCCUGCCUGAGGCCCCGACGAUGAGGGGUAUGCAGGCUGGCAGCCCCCAGAGCUGGUGGAGGGCACCUGACUCCCAAGUGCCCCCCCUUUCUGUGACUCCUUGAAACCUUUACUUUUUUUUUGGGAAGUGAAGGAAAAAGAAACUAUUUGUAGCACCCCCCUCCAGGUGAGGGGGGUGCUGGGGGUCUGCAGCAGAAAGAAAGGGGCCUGGGCAGCAGGUGUGGCCAGUCCCUCUGCCAAGGCCUGUGCCAGAGGUGUUGGCCAGGUGGAGCCUGGGUCAGCCUCAGCAGCCUAUCCCCAUGUCCUCUAUGCCCCUAAUUUGCUUCCUCAUCUUGGAGGGUUUGGGGAGAAGUUGGCUUGCCACCCCCACAACCCUUGAGGAGUUGUAAACCCAGUCUGAGAGCCGCAAGCACUGAGGCAGGGCCUGAGACUGGACCUGGGUGAGCGUGGGGGGUGGAGGGUGGCGAGGUGCGGAGACUGCAGACCAGUGCUGCACUGUGUGGAGCAGGGCAGGCAGGGGCUGGACCCCAGGGACUUGCCUUCCCCACCCACUCCGCUGCCAGCAGGCCCAGGGAUCCCUGACCUGCACCAGGUGGCACCAAGUGUCCUGAGUCCCAGAGAUGUCCCCAGAAGCUGCUGUGCCUCACAGCGCUGUCAGCCAGACCCUCGGUGGGCAGACAGGCUGACUGGCAGCACCAGCUUUGGGAGCAGAGUCCUAGGAUGAGGCUUGGACAGUGCUGGUAGGGUUUCAAGGUGCUAUUAGUGGGGCAGGGGCAGGGCGGCUGCUCACAGAGCACCCUAGUUCCUCACCAGCUACUCUGGCCAUGUAUCCCACACCAGAAGGAACAAGUGUGGCUGUGUCCAUCUCUGCUCCCCCAAAGGCCCGCUCUAGGCCUUAUCCUCCCUCUAGGCCCUGCCACAACCUGUCCCUGGCUGGCUCCAGCAUCCUCGUCCCUCCUGGGCCUCUGCACCGGUGGGUGGGGCGCCCAUAGCACUGCCGGUAAAGGAACCUGCAUGUUCAGGCCCCUCGGGGGAUUAGGGGGACUGGGGAGGCGCAGCCUAGACCCAAUUGCUUGCCCCCAUGAGGCUAGCACUAAUAGGAAACCCUUUUUUGUUGUCAUUUAAUGUUUUUAUUCCUGCCUUUAAUAUGGGGAGGAAGGUUCCAUAAGCUACAUGUUUCCUAGUUAAGCUCUUUCCUAUUGUGUUUAUACAAUUUUGUUUGUUAUACUCUUUGCACCUUAAACCCCCACCACUCCCCGACACUAUUGCCUUCCCAGCAUGGCUGGAGUGGGAAGAGGCUUGGGCCCCGGGGGAAUGGUUAGGGGGACUGAACCCCUCUGACCUUAUGAGGCCCAUGGCACUGGGGCAGGGAGCUGGGGACAUUUUAAUCAUCAAUAAACGAAGCACUUUAUUCUGUA
This is a messenger RNA of Pongo pygmaeus (Bornean orangutan), 4134 nucleotides long. RefSeq names its product zinc finger and BTB domain containing 47 (gene ZBTB47). The transcript has 6 exons. Bases 251 to 2584 code for a protein of 777 amino acids. The record is from RefSeq and is a predicted model, not a curated record. Gene Ontology annotation, biological process: regulation of transcription by RNA polymerase II. Lineage: Eukaryota; Metazoa; Chordata; Mammalia; Primates; Hominidae. Gene Ontology annotation, molecular function: protein binding; DNA-binding transcription factor activity, RNA polymerase II-specific. Gene Ontology annotation, cellular component: nucleus.